AUGUCACAAUACGUGCACACCACAAUAUCUCCAGUGCCCCCAAAAGUGAAGGACCUCGCACUUGGCAGCAUUCGCGGCCAUACUCGCCGAUUUCAACUACCAACGGGCAAGGCGGCCGCCGGAGAGCCGGAAGUAAAACUGUCGGCGGCGGAGGCGGCACCAAGGUCGCCAUUGCUGGAUGGCUUUGUACGAGUAGAGCUGGACGAGCAACUGGCUGCUGCCGCCGCCGCCGCCACUUACUCUCUGACGUCGGGUGGCAAGGCGGCGGGCAGGAGGGGGGGUGCCGGAUCGCCGGCGGCGGCGGUGGUGGUGCUGGUGCCGGCAGUGGGGUUGAGCUUUACGGGCGGGGCGGCCAUAAUCCCCGAACCGCUCCCUCCAGCCCCGGGGCGCCCUUGGUUCGGGCACGCGGGCAGCAAGCUCAUCACCGAGGCAUGGCUGCGGUAUGGAGUGGAUACGCCAGCGUCCCGCAACACGGCCGUCUGGGCAUUCCAUGCGGAGCCUAACCCGUCCCACCACCUCCACAACUAUCCCUCUAUCCUCCCACACCUCGCCGACAUGAGCCAGCACUUCGAUGACCUCCUGGCUUCCGGCGUCACCGAGCAAUAUGACCCCAGC
This is a messenger RNA of Volvox carteri f. nagariensis, 615 nucleotides long. RefSeq lists its product as uncharacterized. NCBI's taxonomy places the organism in Eukaryota, Viridiplantae, Chlorophyta, Chlorophyceae, Chlamydomonadales, Volvocaceae. The record is from RefSeq and is a predicted model, not a curated record. The annotation marks the transcript as partial. The transcript has 3 exons.